Mercenaria mercenaria is the source of this 7704-nucleotide messenger RNA. Its product is annotated as nonsense-mediated mRNA decay factor SMG7-like. The transcript is spliced from 26 exons. Gene Ontology annotation, biological process: nuclear-transcribed mRNA catabolic process, nonsense-mediated decay. Gene Ontology annotation, cellular component: telomerase holoenzyme complex. The record is from RefSeq and is a predicted model, not a curated record. NCBI's taxonomy places the organism in Eukaryota, Metazoa, Mollusca, Bivalvia, Venerida, Veneridae. Gene Ontology annotation, molecular function: telomeric repeat DNA binding; telomerase RNA binding; protein binding. Bases 93 to 3590 code for a protein of 1165 amino acids.
CCAGUUCUUAUCAAUCGGAAAUGGAAACAAAAUGGCGAUCACUUGACAGAAACAACACUGGGUCAGAAACUUAGCCAAAAGAACUCGUAAAGAUGAGUUCAGUGGCCCAGAUGUUAAGACAAGCAGAGGCCCUCAAGGCAAGUGUAUCUGAUACCAGUAAAACCAUAUCCGAAACGUGGGUAAUGAGACAAAAACUUGAAGAUGUUUACAAGAAAAUUCUCCUUACAGACCUGGAGUAUGCUCUUGACAAGAAAGUGGAACAAGAACUAUGGAACCAUGCUUUCAAGAAUCAGAUAAACAACUUACAGUCUCAAGCUAAAGAUAAACAGAAUGUCAAGAGAGCAGAAAUUCAGGCCACACUUAACUUAUUUUUGGAGACAGCCAGUGGUUUCUAUCUUCAGUUUCUUCAGCUUCUGUGUACCACGUUCAAACUGGAUCUGCCCUUCAGGAGAAAAUCAGCUUUCUAUGGUGUCAUGAAAGAGAGAACACCUAUGAAGCUAAAAGUAACUCCACCGAAGAAGAGCUCCUGUUUAUAUGUCUGUCAGCACUGUUUGGUACAUCUUGGGGAUAUAGCGAGGUAUCGACAACAGAUUGAUCAAGCUCAAACAUAUUACUGGCAUGCUGCAUAUCUUGUACCAUUUAAUGGUCAACCGUACAAUCAGUUAGCGAUUCUAGAGGCUGCCAAGGGGAACAAACUCUCUACCGUGUUUUACUAUAUCCGCAGUCUUGCUGUUAAAGUGCCAUUUCCUGUUGCGGCUACCAAUCUUGAAAAACUCUAUGCAAAACUUACAAAAGAAACUCCAGAUUUCAAAGGGAAGUUAUCUGCCAGUGAGAUGAUCACAGGUUUUCUACAGUUCCAUGCCUUAGUUCAUCUUUGUACAGAUCUGAUAAAAGCAGAAGAACUCUCUGAAAAAUUGGCGGCAGGUCUUCCAGCACAUGUGACCUCACAAAGUUUUCCAUGGCAAGUGCUUGUACACAUCGUGGCAAUAAACAUCUUUGCCAUGAAUCAUGUGCACCACAUGUCAGAUGGUCAUGAAGAUUCGGGAAUGACAAAUGGGGACUCAGAUCUUACAGAUGAUGAGGAAAAAUGUUUCAAUCUUGUGUUUACAUUGACUGUGAAUAUGAUGGACAUCUUGCUACAGUACACACCAAAACAGGAGCACAAAGUAUGUGACUAUUUCACUCUUCCAGCUGUCAAACUGCUCCUCGACUGGCUCAAACUGAACCCUCAAAACUUUGAACGACCUGUCCUCAGGAACUCUCCGUUGUGGGGUAACUUAUGUAAGGUGUUAAACAGUAUUCAAGCAUGGCAGAUCAAAGAUGGUGAACAAGACUUAUCUAAAUAUGAAGAUUUACCACUUCCAGAAGAUGCGGAAUUGCGAUGUUUUCAGCCAAUAGAAAAAGCUCAAAGUGGGUGCAGUUACAGUAAACUACCGGCAGAGGGCCUGGCAUUGGAUGUCGAGGUGCGUCUCCGAUGUCAUAGAUUAUUGGAACAUGGACAUUGGAUAAAAGAAGAACAACCUAGUGUACAGUUGUCCGUCAAGCCGGGCACAACAGGCUGUAUGCAGUUCAGUUCUCCUACCCCGCCCCCACAGAACAAGAUUACCAAGACUGUUACCCUUUCAGUACCCAGCACCCACACAAAUAAUACAGCUUUGCUAACAACUACAGCUCCAAGCCCCGAGAGAAAAUCUAACAGACAGAAUGUUGCAAUUCAGGCCAUAAUGCAGAAGCAGGCGGAGAGUACGGGUAAAACUGUAAAAAUAAAAGAUGAGCCAGCUUCGCCCAAAUACCUGCUGGGAGUACCGACAUCAGAGCCAUUGUUUUUCAAGACAGGCGGACAACGUCAACCAGGGCAGACGACAGGAAGUCAGAGCACACAGUCGUCACCAUCACCAUCUAAACCUGUUGGUCAUACUGGUGGUGUGUUAGUCAUAAAGAACCAGGACGUUUUAAACCAGACUACAAGUCGUCCUGGGAACCAGUCAAAGUCAUGGCAACAGCAGAGACAGGGAUCAGCAGGUACAUCGUCAUGGCAACAGCAACAACAGCAAGCUAAACAACAAACAGAAAAAACAGGCUGGCCAAACUUACAGCCACAAUCUCAGGUUCAAGGUCAGCCUCUUCAAGGUCAAAGUCAGUCAUCUCCAUGGCAACAGCAGAAUGUACCAACACGACCGCAGUUAUCACCUCAAUCAGGUCAAGGACAGUGGCAAUUUCCAGGCCAACCCAACUUUCCAAGGACUGAGUUCAGAACAAGAAGUCCGAUGUCACUUCAGAUGGGUGCUGGAAACAGGGUACCAGGCCCAAACCCUACAGUCCAGUCACCCCAAGGUGCUUUCUUUCCAUCGACUCAGUCCAGGCCAUCAUUCCCUAUAGGACAAACAGUUCCCCAGACACAAGGGCAAGUUUCCUUCGGAAAUGAGCCAGGUUUUAAAGGUGCCAGCGGAAUGCUGUUUAAUUGUCCUCCAGAUUCUAGCCAAGGUCCACCAACUUCUAUGCAGAAUUCUUCUCCAACGGACAGGUUUUCUUCACCUCACAUAGGCUCAGGAGAGGGCCCAAAUCUACCAUUUGGCCCCAAUUUUGCCUCAAUGUUCCGUCACCCUCCACCUAGUAGGUUCCCCCCGCCCCCCAAUUUCCAGGCCCCACCCCCAGAUCACAACUUAAAGUCCAAUCAAACACCAAAUUUAUCUGGAGAUGGUCAUGUGACAAGAGCAAGUGGAAUGGGUGGGGCUAACACAUUCCCCGGUAACCAGUCAAGUCCACAUGGCAACCAGGCAAACUUCUCUCAUGCCCCAGGGACAGAACGACCCCAGGGAGACAGAGGGUCAAGUCAACAGCACCAGAUGCCACCAAAUCUACAGAUGCCAUUUUCUCAGAACCAGUUCAUGAACCCUUUCCCAGGCUUCAUGGGUUUUCCUGGGAUGUCAAAUAAUCACAUGAAAUCUCCACUAGAGGCGCUGUUUGGUAAACCACGAUUCCCACAGGAGGAUAUUCCACCCAACAUGGCCGACAUCAUCGGUACACUCAGUAAAAUGGCUAUCCAGCCACCAAGGGAAAAUGUGUUACCGCCACAACGUGUUGGACCCUCCAGCUUCCAAGGUCAUGCAGAGGGCACUCCAAAGCCAGAGAGCUAUUAUACAUCACAAAGAAGUUCGUCAGUACCAGCAGUGAAUAUUGAUAUAGAGACUAAACCUUCUGACAGUGCCCCCAGCAUAACCCUGCCUCCGCAGCAGCAACAACAACAACAACCCCCAGGCACGUACUCGUUGUUUAGUGGCUCCCCCUGGCUCUCCUCGGGAGACUCAAAAAGUCUUGGGUCAUCCCCUUUCUCAUCGGAGUCGAGCAGCAUGCGUAAUUCACCAGAUCCCAGCUCAGAUAAUUACGGAGGGGACAUGAAGUCAGGAGGGCAGGGGAUGGAUAUGGGACUGAGAUUUGUAGACGACAGGAGUCUAAAACAAGGGGAGCAGCCCCCUCAAGGACCCUAUUUCCAGAAUAAUGUUCAGUCAAUCUGGUCGAGUCAGGCACAGUCUCCUUUAGAACGUCUUCUUGAGCUUCAGAAACAACAAAGACAGACGGAACCACAUUGAAAAUCACAUGGCAAAUCUUGUGGGUUCUUCUCUUUGAAAAUCAAGGACUUUAUGACCUUGAUGACCAUAUAGGGGUUUACAUGUGUAAACUCAUGGUGUUGAAAAAAAAUAAUGAGAUGGGAAAAAUUUUCCAUCAACUGACAAAAUAAGGAAAAUAAGGAGUAAAAUUCCUUUGAAAUGUGAACAGAAAUGAAAAGGUAGAAAGAAAAAUAGCUACACACACUGUGAAAAUAUGUGGGACAUAGAUAUAGGAAAAGAAAAGAUGAGCGAUAUGAAAAUACAAUAGUGAAAGUGAGCAGAUGUACAAAUUUGCAAUUAUUUGCAGAUGUAAAAUUUGCGAUUAUUUGCAGAUGCACGUUUACUGAACACAAGCUGUGAUAAAAGAUGCUCCUACUUGUAUAUACAUUUUGUCCCACAUAUUGAUAUCACUGGGGUGAUAUAUGUGUUUUUGAUAUGUGUCCUUUUGGAGUGAUAUCCGUAAUGAGUGUUUUUAGAGGCUUGUUGGAUUGUGAAAUAUUGGACAAGUUACGUUGUUGCUUUGACAUCACAAAUUUGUAUUUUCGUAUUAACAGAAGACCUGUAGGCAAAUUUAAAAGCAGUUUACUUCAUUUAUGCAUUUUGUGUAUGGAUGCUUUUUCUUUGUGAGGGAAAAAAUCUUGAACAUUAGAAAUGAGUAGAAUAUUGUGUGCUGACAGUAUGAUAAACAGCUGUCGUUCAUCUUCCAUCCAUUUGUAAUCAAGUCGUGACGUUUUAGCGACAGGUAACGGAAAUAAUUAAUUGUUACAAUUUUAUCAACUUGUUGUGUUAUGAAGAUCAGAAAUAUAUUAUUUUCAAGUACUCAUUGUAUAUUACCCAUAUAUUCUAGAUUGUGGAAUAACAGACAUUUUUUGUUUGCUUUUCUCAUCGUUUUAUUAAUUCAUUGCAUGGUUUGGAAAUGCAUUUUGUAUGCAUGUAUCAAGAAGUUUUUAAAAUUAUAUGUAUCGUAAAUCUAUGUUUGGGCUGUCCAUAGGAACUACAGAUUGGUAUGUUUUCAAAUACUGUGUAGAUUUUUGAACCGGAGCCCUUCUUGUUUGAAAAUUACCAACACCCAAGUUAGAUCUUACUACUGACUUCUUAACUGCUCUCGAUUCAUACACUGCAAAUUCAGUCUUGUCAGUAAAUUUUGCCAACUACAGUGUAAUUAGUUAUUAACUUUAACUGUAAGUAAGCAUUGGUUGAAGUUUAUUUAUAUACAUUACAUUCAAGCUUUUCAGUUUUCAUGGGACUUCUUUAGAUAUCACUGACUACACAAACAUAAGUACACAUGUAUUGAUUAUGUCAACUUUGUGAUCAACUUUCAGAUUCAUACACACAGUUCUAAGAUGUAGGUCAGUUUGUAUUAUGUUUCUGUGACAACUAAUAACUAGCAGUUAUAUAGCAGAUGAUUGUAUUAAUUGAGCUUGCUUUGAUGACAUUUUAUUUAUAUACACCGACUGCUUUUGACAACUAAAUGAGUUACAUACUCUGUAUACUACAUUGACUACAGAAAUUAACUUCAGCCAUCUGAACCACAAUCAUGAUAAAUAUCUGUAUAUUACAUUGACUACAGAAAUUAACUUUAGCCAUCUGAACCACAAUGAUAAAUACAAACAUGUAUCUGUAUAUUACAUUGAUUACAGAAAUUAACUUUAGCCAUCUGAACCCAAUGAUAAAUACAAACAUGUAUCUGUAUAUUACAUUGACUACAGAAAUUAACUUUAGCCAUCUGAAUACAAACAUGUAUCUGUAUAUUACAUUGACAACAGAAAUUAACUUCAGUCAUCUGAACCACAAUGAUAAAUAUCUGUAGCUUAUAUUGACAAGAGAAAUAAGCUUUAGUCAUUUGAACCACCGUGUUAAAGAUCUGUAGCUUACAUUGAAAACAGAAACAUGUGUCAGUUCCUUUAAGUACAAAUUUGAAUAUAUCUCAGCAGCAUGCAUUUACUACAGGGAAAGGAUUGAUCUACCGUAUUUUCUGUGCAUUAAUAUUAUGGAGAACAUUUUAGAUAACCUGGCUACGUAAAAAAACAUAGAACAUAUUCUUCUGUUACAUUGAGUACAAUGGUAAAGUUAUAUAACUUAGUGGAAAAGACUUUGGUAACUUAAGUUGGCUAUAAGAAUAAGUUUUAGUUUCUUUACAUGCUGUAGAAGAAUUUAGUUUUUUACAUUGAUUACAGUACUAUAACCUUAAGAUUUAGUUUCCUUGACUACGGAAGAAGAAUUUAGUUUCUUACAUUGACUAAAACAGUAGUAAGCUUUUGUUUCCUUGACUAUUGAAGAAAACAGCAUUAUCUUUACAUUCACUAAAGGAAACACUUCAGUUUACUUGACUGCUAUUUAAGACUUCUUAAGUUACAUUGACUACAGAUAUUUUUUUUUUAAUGUAUUAUCUACAAGUACAGUAGAUGACCCUAUGUACUUUUGCAAACAAUGACUACAUACAUAUGAGCUGUGCCAUGGGAAAACCAACAUAGUGGGUUUGCGACCAGCAUGGAUCCAGACCAGCCUGCGCAUCCGCGCAGUCUGGUCAGGCUCCAUGCUGUUCGCUUUUAAAGCCUAUUGGAAUUGGAGAAACUUUUAGCGAACAGCAUGGAGCCUGACCAGACUGCGCAGAUGCGCAGGCUGGUCUGGAUCCUUGCUGGUCGCAAACCCACUGUUGGUUUUCCCAUGGCACGGCUCAUAUUCUGUUUACACUAACUACAUAACUAUCUCUAUUUACAUUGACUGCAUAACUAUUUCUGUUUACACGGUCUUAAGGAAAACUCUAAUAUACAAUUUAUAUAACAACGAAAGACUUUCUUACAGAAAUAACCAAAAGGUGUCCAUUUACUUUCAAUAUUGCUGUUACUUACAUUUUUGUACAAUUUGCACUUACUACAAAUAUAUUGCCGCAUGGGGGAUGAGUAUUUUUUGUUAUCUGCUUAAAAAUGUCAUCCCCUUUUUGAAGUAACAAUUUUGUUAAUUACCUUGCAGGUAGAUUUCUUAAGAACUGUUUGGGAAUAUUAGCUAAUAUAAAAUUCCAAUACUACCCCACAAAAUUGAUUUUUUGUUUUAAACAUAAGGAAAAAAAUACCCAAGUAGUCUGCCAUUGUCAUGUGCAAAUAGUAUGACCUAAACAUUUUAUUCUGAAGACAGCAUUUAACUUUAUAGAUAUUUUAGAGAAAACUUACCCCGUCUUCAACUGAACAUAGCCGUACAAUAUUAUAUAACAGGUCUGUUCUGUUACCAGUUUGACGUGUUUAACCUUUACCCUGCUAAAUUUCUAAAAUGAACUGGUCUAUCAUUCAGUUUGGACAGUACCCUGUAUUAUUAGAAGGGGUGUUCACUGAAAAUUUACUGACUGAAUAGUAAACAGCGCAGACCAUGAUCAGCAGGCAGAUCUGUGCAGGCUGAUUGUGGUCUGCACUGGCUGCAAAGGCAGAAUUGCAGCCAGCAAGCUAAAGGUUAAAUUUAUAUCUAAAUUUUGAUUUUAAGUCUCUAUUUUUGUAUUUGAUUUCGUAUAUAUUCUCCCUCACGUUUAACAAAGGUUUACCUGUAAAAUUCCCUUGAUUUUUCAACAUAUAUAACACUUGUGUCUCUGCUAAAAAAUGAUCUGCUAACUUUGAAAAGGACAAGCUUUUUGCCACACAAAUAUUAUAAUACUAUCAAGUAGCAGUUUAUUACAGUUGAAAUAUUUGCACUGACAGUGUGUAGAAGAAAAAGUUUCAGUUUUUGAACUUGUCUUUGUGUUUAGACAGAACAAACACUAGCCAUAUUAGUGAUUGCAGAUAAUGUCUGACCCCUGGGUCUACAGCCGCACCUUAAUUUCCACUACCACUUACAUCAGACAAGGAUUUUUUUUAAAACUUUAUUUAGUUAACUUUCGACAUUUGUUUUCUUUGAUAAAUUUUCUACUUUACUUUCAUUAAAUCUAUGAAACUAAAAUGUGUUUGCAAUAAACUGGGAUUUUUUGUUGUGUAAGAUUAUAGUUCUGUUUAUGUUUUUACAAAUGAUACAGAACUUGGAAUUAAAUGGCUUCACUGAUACAGAAUUUGAUUGUUUAUUUGUCUCAUAGAGAUGCAUUUCUAUUGAAUAAAUCUAGUGAAAUACCGAACAA